Gambusia affinis (western mosquitofish) is the source of this 1644-nucleotide messenger RNA. It is a transcript of the gene ube2na, whose product is annotated as ubiquitin-conjugating enzyme E2Na. Bases 111 to 575 code for a protein of 154 amino acids. Lineage: Eukaryota; Metazoa; Chordata; Actinopteri; Cyprinodontiformes; Poeciliidae. The record is from RefSeq and is a predicted model, not a curated record. Gene Ontology annotation, cellular component: nucleus. Gene Ontology annotation, molecular function: ubiquitin conjugating enzyme activity. The transcript has 4 exons. Gene Ontology annotation, biological process: DNA damage tolerance; protein K63-linked ubiquitination.
ACUGUUGCUUAUGCCGUCAUCACGCAGGAACCCGGAAGUGGUCUGUUUGCUGUCAAUGCCAGCUACAGAGAGAAGGAGGCACCGAGAGCUAGAAGCCCGCAUUUAAGAAAAUGGCAGGACUGCCCCGCAGAAUUAUUAAGGAAACCCAGCGCUUGCUUGCAGAGCCUGUGCCAGGCAUCAAGGCAGAGCCAGACGAAGGCAAUGCGCGCUACUUUCACGUCGUCAUCGCUGGACCUCAGGACUCGCCGUUUGAGGGAGGCACAUUUAAACUUGAACUCUUUUUACCAGAGGAAUAUCCCAUGGCAGCUCCUAAAGUACGGUUCAUGACCAAAAUAUAUCAUCCCAAUGUGGACAAGCUGGGAAGGAUAUGUCUGGACAUUUUGAAAGAUAAAUGGUCACCAGCUCUGCAGAUUCGAACAGUUCUGCUAUCUAUCCAGGCUUUGCUAAGCGCACCCAAUCCUGACGAUCCCCUAGCAAAUGAUGUUGCAGAGAAGUGGAAGUCCAAUGAAGCUGAAGCCAUAGAAACAGCCAAGACAUGGACCAGGCUUUAUGCUGGAAACAAAAAUGAAGUGUAAAGCAUCCUCACAGGUGGAAACACAAGUGAAAGUCAAGUGAACACAACUCAUCUGCUGCCAAGACCUCCUCCUGGCUUCAUUUGCAUUUAAAGGACACAGUCUUUUAUUUUUUAUAUAUAAAUAUAUAUGUGAAAACAACUGCUGAUGUUCUAUGAUUUCAAUGCACACUAGUACUGAAUGACUUGUCUAUGUCCUAACUCACUACUACUAUUCAAAUGCAUGGGCAGAGGUUUUAGAUCUAUCCACCUGGCUUUCUUUGUCCAAUUGGGAGGAGAGGGUGUCUCAACGUCCCACAUAUCUGGGGGAACGUGGCUUUAGAGGACUGAGUGGGGAUGGGAGGUUGGCUAGAUGUGAAAGUUGAUGUACCUUUUUUAUGUUUCUUUUAAUUUUAUUUUAUUGUGUCGCUGUUUAAUAAAAGCAUUUAACUACAACUACUAGCCCACUGUAUACACUCACGUAGAGGACUUUGUCCUGAGUAGAUCUCUGCUUUAGGUGCCAUCUGUUUUCACUAGCUGCACUGUAAUAGGACUAAAAACCAAACUGAGCCUGCCUCUGACCUCUCAACAUCUCCGUGUUAACUUGGAUGCCCUGCAAGCCUCUGGAUGGUAAAACUGUGAGUGAUGGAGAUUGUGGACCUUUCUUUAUUUUUCAUACAAACAGUGUGUUAUUACAGUACUCAGAUUUUUUUAUGACAUGUUUUCUGCUCUUCCUUGACUAACUACUUUUACUUUUUCUUCCUUUGGGUCAACAAGGCUCAGUAGUUUCCCUGCUCCCAUUAAUAUUUAUUUCACAAAGGAGUGGUUACGCUUGAGUCAUGAGAUGUCUUGUGUUGUGACGGGAACAGGUGUUGGGAUAGGAGCUUUCUGGGUGGCGCUGAGACGGCGGCCUGUCCAUGAAUCAAACUCAAACACAUGAGCGACGGCUCUGACUCCAAACUGUUGUGAUUGGUGUCUGUUCAGUUCAAUGUGUAAAAUAAUUAUAACUCAAGAGGAGCAGGUUUGCUGCUCAAAAUGCUAUGAAACUGUUCACCUGCAUACUUUUAUGUUCUGUAAAUAAACUGUUGAUUGAU